CCGGAAAAACUGAUAAUCCCGAAUCGCUGAAGUCCCGGCGAGUCCGGAUUAAAGACUUUUGACUGUACUUUACACGAUGAUGACAAAAUUGACCAGGAAAUAAAUAAACCUCACAUAAUCCUGGAUUAUAACAAAUGUAAAGGCGGAGUUGACACCGUAGACCAACUUUGUAGUAAUUUCGCUAUUGCCCGAAAAACUAAGAAAUGGACAAUGGCAAUAUUUUUUGCACUGCUAAACGUAGCGUGCAUAAAUUUGCAAGUGCUCUUGAACUUUACCAAACCUGAUGCAACCAUCAAGUUUAGAAGAUAUUUUUUCAAAAAUCUAGGUACAUCUUUGAUGAAACCUCAUCUUCAAAAUCAUUAGAAAAUGCGGUUUCUCUUGUCACAUUCCAAAGCUAUUAUUAGAAGGCUGGUAACAAAGAAGUGGACAAGAUGGCCGAAAGGGAAGAGGAACCACCUGCAAAAACAAUCAAAGGAUGCUGCGCUGAGUGCGGUAGAAUGAAGAAUAAUUACACUACCAUAAAAUGUUCUGAGUGUUCUAAGUUUACCUGCAAAAAUCAUCUGGGCAAGACAGUGCAACUUUGCAAACCCUGCUGCAGUGAACAGGGACAAUCUGAAGAGGAUUAAAGUAGCAAAAGGUUGGGAUUUGUUGAAUGUGCUUUAUCUUAUUUUGUGAAGUCAUACCAAGCAAAUCCCUUUUUCACACCAUCAUUGUACUGCAUGGAAAAUCUGAAGAAUGCCCUGGUUGAGCGAUGGCACUUUGUUAUGUUAAAUGACAUAGAACGUAAUACAGUUUAUGAACGGGCAAUAAGGAAAGCUGUUAAAGAGGGCCAUAAUUGUGUUCUAGAUAUAGGAGCAGGCACUGGCAUACUGAGCAUGAUGGCAUACGAUGCUGGUGCAAAGAGAGUUUAUGCCUGUGAAGCAAGUGAGAUCAUGUUCACAGUGUUACAGAAUGUGAUCAAAGAAAAUGAUAAGCCUAUUCAAGCUUUUCAGAAAUUUUCUAAUGAAUUAUGUGUACCAGAAGAUUUGCCAGAAAGAGUCAAUUUAGUUGUUACUGAAAUAUUUGAUGCUGGCUUAUUUGGAGAGCACAGUCUUGAAACUUUAAAUCAUGCAUGGGAAUAUUUAUUGCUGGAUAAUCACAGCAAUAUAUGCCCUAUUUCAAAUGUUAAUGAUUUAUCACCAAAUUCUUCUGUAUCAUGUUCAGAUGUUAAUGACUUAAACAAUGAAAAUAUUCAGGAACUAAAUAACAGUGAAAUAACUAAAGGAAUGAUCAUACCACAAUCUGCUACCGUGUUUGCUCUUCCUGUAGAAUGUGAACGAUUUCGUAAAUUUUUCAGGUUAGAUAGUAAAAUUUUGGAGGCGUUAGAUAUUAACAAUUUAGUUCUUCCUCAACUUUUGGAUGAGGAACCUUACUCUACUGAAAAAAUAAUGAAUAUACCAGGGGGAUACAAAGCAUUAAGUAACCCAUUGGUUCUUUUAGAAGCUAAUUUCAACUCACGUCAGGAUAUUAAAUCUCUUUUAGAAGGUAAGCUGUUGAAUUUGACUUACCAGUGCAUUAACGGUGGUAGUUUGGAUGCUUUUGUUGUAUGGUUUGAUUUGCAUCUUGAUGCUGAAACUAGCAUUUCAUCGGCACCCAAGGAAAAAUUAUCUGACAGUUGUUGCUGGGAUCAAGCUGUUUUCUAUGUUCUGCCACAAUAUUUGGAAGGCUGUUCAUCAGUUUGCAGCGAGGGAGGUUCCAUUGAAGUACAGUUUCAAUGUAAAGGUCAUUUAUGUCUGCAUCAUGUCAAAAUUAAGGAGAUUAGUGAGAAACGUAUAUCUAGUCAACAAAUAUUGAUGGAUCCCUCAUUAAUUUACCUUUUAAAUUCAUAUGUAACUGGGAACAUAAUUGAUAUAAACCUCCAAGAUAUUUCUACUAUGGACAAUUCUACAGUACUGGACAUUUCUACAUUUCCUGCACUGAGUCUUAAAUCACUUAGAGGCAGUUCAACUUCAGUCACUGUUUUAAAAACUCAGUACCAGACAGAAAUUGAACAACUUCAAGAAUUAUAUAAAGUACCCAAGGAAAGGUUGCUCUUUAAAUCUUAUGAGGAUUUCUAUAAAACAAGCAAUAUGCUGUAUGAUUUUUUGAUUGUUGAUCCUGUGGAAUUAUGUGGGCUUCUCAAAAAGAAUUUGUUGGAAGACAUCACAAUGUUAAAGAUGAAAUGUUUGAAAGAGACAGGUAUUGUGAUUCCUGGGGAAAUUGAAAUAUCAGCCAUGUUAAUAGAAAGUCCAAUACUAAAAGAGCAAUCAAAAGUUGUUUGUGAUGACAGGACUGCUGGCUACAAGAUUUCGCAAAUAAUGAAUGCUUACCGAUGCCGAAUUCAUCAAGAUAUUGAAUUCUCUACCUUACAACAUCAAAAACUGAGUGAACCUGUUAAGUUGUGUCAAGUCAACCUGAAUGACAAAUCUGCAACUGACAGAAAGACUUUUUUCAACACAAUGCACAAGACAGUUGAGAUAGAACCCAUUAACAGCGGUAAAGCAACUGCUAUCAUAUAUUGGUUUACGCUGAAUUAUGGUUCAAAUUUUGUGGUAGAUACCUCUGAUCCUAUUGGGUUAUGGAAACAAGCAGCUUGUGUGUUGGAUGAUGAUGUACACGUCUGCAAAGGAGAAAAAAUUUGUCUAGAAUGGAGCCUAAAAAAUGGGUGCUUUCAGAUUGGUAUUUUUGACCAUGCAUCUUCCGUCCUUAAAUGAUAAUUCUUUAAUUUUAUUUUUAUUGUUUACUAUGUCUUCUCUGCACAGAGAUUAAUUGUUAUUUAUGUUAGACAGUUUAUCUGUAUUGUUGGUAUGUGCAGUAAUACUAACUUCUUAAAUUAUAUGAUAAAUGUUUUAAGUAGGCAUUGAAGUAGUCAGAAAUCUAAGAAAGCUCUCAGUGUACUUUGAAUGUCAUAAAACAUUUCACUUCUACAAAAGCAUGAUAAAGCUUUGAAGGAAUUUCAUGUCAAACAAAUGGUUGUUAAAAGUCAUAAGAAGUAGUUUACUGUACGGCUUAAAAUUCUAUUUAAAUAAGUAGAAAAUUACAAAUGUCACAUAACUUUGCUGUCUGCAAUAGAAUGUAGAAUAUGUAACAGAGAGUGAUAAAAUAAAAAAGCAAUAUUUAAUUUGAA
Messenger RNA from Stegodyphus dumicola, 3145 nucleotides. RefSeq names its product protein arginine N-methyltransferase 9-like. Gene Ontology annotation, biological process: chromatin remodeling; peptidyl-arginine methylation, to asymmetrical-dimethyl arginine. The record is from RefSeq and is a predicted model, not a curated record. Gene Ontology annotation, molecular function: protein-arginine N-methyltransferase activity; histone methyltransferase activity; protein binding. Lineage: Eukaryota; Metazoa; Arthropoda; Arachnida; Araneae; Eresidae. Gene Ontology annotation, cellular component: nucleus.